Molecule: messenger RNA, 1541 nt
Organism: Cynoglossus semilaevis (tongue sole)
Lineage: Eukaryota; Metazoa; Chordata; Actinopteri; Pleuronectiformes; Cynoglossidae
Product: 26S proteasome non-ATPase regulatory subunit 4
Exons: 10
Coding region: 105-1220 (371 amino acids)
Biological process (GO): proteasome-mediated ubiquitin-dependent protein catabolic process
Cellular component (GO): cytosol; nucleus; proteasome regulatory particle, base subcomplex
Molecular function (GO): polyubiquitin modification-dependent protein binding
Source: RefSeq, a predicted model, not a curated record
CGAUUCCGAGUCGGCCCAGCAGGUGGCAGUACUACGUCUAAAAUGUUGUUUGUCAGAAAGCUACCGUCAAUACCACAAACGAAGAAAAACAAUAAGUUUCCAAGAUGGUGCUCGAAAGUACUAUGGUCUGUGUGGACAACAGUGAAUAUAUGAGAAAUGGAGAUUUUCUACCGACGAGACUUCAGGCACAGCAAGAUGCUGUCAACAUUGUCUGUCACUCCAAAACACGCAGUAACCCAGAAAACAACGUGGGCCUCAUCACCAUGGCCAAUAACUGUGAGGUACUGACCACAUUGACACCUGACACUGGGCGCAUCCUGUCUAAACUCCACGCUGUACAGCCCAAAGGAAAGAUCUGCUUCUGCACUGGCAUCAGGGUGGCUCAUCUUGCACUAAAGCACAGACAAGGAAAAAACCACAAGAUGAGAAUCAUUGCUUUUGUUGGAAGUCCAGUGGAGGAUAAUGACAAAGAUCUUGUCAAGAUGGCAAAACGUUUGAAAAAAGAGAAAGUAAAUGUCGAUAUUAUCAACUUUGGGGAAGAGGAAGUGAAUACAGAAAAAUUGACAACUUUUAUACACACUCUAAAUGGGAAUGAGGGCACAGGUUCUCACCUGGUCACAGUCCCCCCUGGACCCAGUCUGGCUGAUGCACUGCUCUCUUCUCCUAUCCUGGCUGGUGAAGGAGGAUCCAUGAUGGGCCUUGGUGCCAGUGACUUUGAGUUUGGUGUUGAUCCUAGCGCUGACCCUGAGCUGGCUUUGGCUCUGCGUGUGUCAAUGGAGGAGCAGCGACAAAGACAGGAGGAAGAGGCUCGCAGAGCAGCCGCGGCCUCUGCAGCUGAGGCUGGCGUGCCCACACCCAGCGCAGACGAAUCAGAGGAGACCUUACUGAAGAUGUCAGUGUCUCAGUCUGAGGAAGGUGUUGCAGUACUACCUGAUUUCAGUAGCAUGACAGAGGAGGAGCAGAUUGCUUAUGCCAUGCAGAUGUCUCUUGCUGGAGGAGAGUACAGUGAAAUGGUCUCUGCUGCCAUGGACACUUCAGAAUCAGUCAAGGAGGAAGACGACUACGAUGUAAUGCAAGACCCAGAGUUCCUCCAGAGUGUCCUGGAGAACCUUCCUGGUGUCGACCCAAACAACGAGGCCAUCCGAAACGCCAUGGGCUCCUUGGCCUCCCAGUCAGGAAACAAGCCCGAAGGAAAGAAGGAUGAAGAGAAGAAGAAAUAACGAGCCAAGGACUACGGACACGGACUCCAGACUUUGACAAUACCAACGCAGGACUAUCAGACAGUUCUCACUGACAGUUAGUAUCUUCAUUUAAAGACACACAAAACAUUAUCCAAGUGUCCAGGAACCUAAUCUACUACUUAUAAACAUGAUAUAGGCCUUUUUCAAAUCUGCCUUGUGCAUUCUUACCAUACAGUUUCCUACCUAAUGAUAUUACUGAUGGAUUAAAAAAAAGCAAAUGUUAGACUUUUAAACUAAGUAUUUACCCACUCACCUCUGCCAUGUUUACUUUGUAUUUUGCAAUAAAAGUCAUGUGUACAA